UUUGAUUUGCAGAUGCCAGCUAUUUGACAAAUGGGUAUUUAGAUACUGUAAUAGAUUGGAUACCAGGCAUGAGACAUAUUCGUUUGAGGGACUUGCCAACCUUCGUCAGAACCACAGAUCCAAAUGACAUCAUGCUGAAAUAUCUUGUGAGAGAGUUCGAACGAGCCCAGAAAGCUUCAGCAAUCAUUUUCAACACAUUUGAAGCCUUAGAGCUUGAAGUUCUGGAUGCACUUUCGACUUUCCUACCACCUAUUUACUGCAUUGGACCCCUUCAACUACAGGUUAGUCAGAUUCCACCAGAUUAUAACAAUUUGAAGUCGAUUGAAUCAAAUCUUUGGAGAGAAGAAACAGAGUGCCUUGAAUGGCUUGACUCAAAAGAACCAAAUUCUGUGGUUUAUGUCAACUUUGGAAGCAUCACAGUCAUGACAGCUGAGCAGCUAAUUGAGUUUGUAUGGGGACUUGCAAAUAGCAACAAGGCCUUUUUAUGGGUUCUAAGGCCUGACCUUGUUCGUGGAGAAUCCGCUGUGGUUCCACCGGAGUUUUUGGAAGAGACCAAAGAAAGGGGUCUAUUCGCAAGUUGGUGCCCUCAAGAUCAAGUACUGAGCCACCCAGCUGUAGGAGGGUUCUUGACACACAGUGGAUGGAACUCCACCCUUGAAAGUUUGUGUGGUGGAGUGCCCAUGAUCUGUUGGCCCUUCUUUGCAGAGCAACAAACCAAUUGCAGGUUCUGUUGCAAAGAAUGGGGCAUAGGCAUAGAGAUAGAGGAUGAUGUUAAAAGAAACUACAUAGAGGACCUUGUGAGAACAUUAAUGGAGGGAGAGAAGGGCAAAGCGAUGAGGAAGAAAGCCAUGGAAUGGAAGAAGUUGGCAGAGGAGGCCGCUACUGGUCCAAAUGGGUUAUCAUUCUUGGCUUUGGACAACAUGAUUAACCGUGUUCUUCUUUCUCCAAGAAAUCUGAAUUGACUAGAAUCUAGCUGGUUGUUUCAGUCCGUACUUUGAAUCAUCUUGUUCCUGAUAAGAAGUUCCUUUUUGCUUUUGUGUAGUUUUAUGUGCUUUUGUGUAGU
Prunus avium (sweet cherry) is the source of this 1063-nucleotide messenger RNA. The record is from RefSeq and is a predicted model, not a curated record. Lineage: Eukaryota; Viridiplantae; Streptophyta; Magnoliopsida; Rosales; Rosaceae.